AUGGCAAUGAAGGAAACUGCAGAUGCAGAGAGGGCGUUGAAGCACUUGAACCCAGAUGGGGAAGAGGACCUCCUCUGCUCCAAAACAGAUCACCACUCAAAGGAGCGCAUGAAGCUGAAAUUGAUCCCAUCUGAAGAUCAAAGCAAGGCUGAGCCAUGGCAGUCGUUCAAAUCAAAACCUGGAAGUGUCCUCCCGGUGAGGAAGAAAUUAGUAAAGACGAUGAUGUUUCAUCAAAUUGUCCAAUGCUUUUGCUCUGUUUCAGAUGAUACUAGUAAUAGUCCUUCAGCUUCUGCUGGAGCCUCUGAAACCACCACAUCAUCAAACGCCAACAACAAGGUCAUCAGCAACCACGUUUACCCAGUCUAG
This is a messenger RNA of Prunus armeniaca (apricot), 366 nucleotides long. The record is from the annotation of a GenBank genome assembly. Lineage: Eukaryota; Viridiplantae; Streptophyta; Magnoliopsida; Rosales; Rosaceae.